Glycine soja is the source of this 3296-nucleotide messenger RNA. RefSeq names its product pentatricopeptide repeat-containing protein At4g16390, chloroplastic-like. The record is from RefSeq and is a predicted model, not a curated record. Lineage: Eukaryota; Viridiplantae; Streptophyta; Magnoliopsida; Fabales; Fabaceae. Gene Ontology annotation, cellular component: chloroplast. Gene Ontology annotation, molecular function: protein binding. The transcript has a single exon. Bases 72 to 3125 code for a protein of 1017 amino acids.
AAAAAAAAUAUCAACUGUCUCCAACAAUUCUAUCGGUGUGGUAUACUCAGACAGUAACAGACAGAGGGAAAAUGGCUCAGCCUUACCCUCUUUGCUCUUCCCGUUCAGCUUCUUCCUUCUCAUCCCAUUAUCGCAUACCCUUCUUCACCAUCAUCCCUUCUCAUUCCAAAACCCUUCUCCACGCCCCACGCUUCUCCUUCCAACCCUUCAACACUCUCCAAGACGCCGCAAAACUCGACGACCCAGAUGCAAAGUCUCCAUCUUUAUCCAAAAAAUCCUUCUGGGUCAAUCCCAGAAGCCCCAGAGCCAAACAGCUUCAGCAGAAUUCCCCUCAUGCCAGGUCAUCAUCUCUCACCAAGCUCGCCAAGUCACUGGACUCGUGCAACCCCACCGAGGAACACGUCUCUGAAAUCCUCAACGUUUUGGGGAACAAUGUUGCAGAACGCGACGCUGUGUUUAUUCUCAAUACGAUGGCUAAUCCCAACACUGCACUUCUCGCCCUUAAGUACUUCCAGCAAAAGAUUAGCCCCGGUAAGCACGUUGUUCUUUACAACGUUACCCUGAAGGUGUUGAGGGAGGUAAAGGAUUUUGAAGGUUCAGAGAAGCUGUUUGAUGAAAUGCUUCAAAGAGGGGUCGAGCCAAAUCUCAUUACGUUUUCAACUAUAAUUAGCUCUGCUUCCGUGUGUUCCUUGCCAGAUAAGGCUAUGGAGUGGUUUGAGAAAAUGCCCUCCUUCGGGGUUGAACCUGAUGCGAGUGUAGCCUCCUUUAUGAUUCAUGCUUAUGCGCAUAGUGGGAAUGCUGACAUGGCUUUGAAACUGUAUGGUCGUGCAAAAGCGGAGAAAUGGCGGGUUGAUACUGCGGCGUUCUCUGCAUUGAUUAAGAUGUGUGGGAUGUUGGAGAAUUUUGAUGGGUGUCUAAGUGUUUACAAUGAUAUGAAGGUUCUUGGUGCGAAGCCUAACAUGGUAACUUAUAACGCUCUGUUGUAUGCCAUGGGGAGAGCUAAGAGGGCCUUGGAUGCCAAGGCUAUAUAUGAGGAGAUGAUAAGUAAUGGAUUUUCACCCAAUUGGCCUACCCAUGCAGCUCUUUUACAAGCCUAUUGCAAAGCACGAUUUCCUGAGGAUGCGCUGGGAGUUUAUAAUGAAAUGAAGAAAAAGGGAAUGGAUGUGAAUUUAUUUUUAUAUAACUUGCUUUUUGACAUGUGUGCUGAUGUUGGUUGCAUGGAUGAAGCUGUUGAAAUCUUUGAAAACAUGAAACGUUCGGGGACUUGCCAGCCAGACAAUUUCACUUACUCAUGCUUGAUCAAUAUGUACAGUUCUCAUCUCAAACUCAUCGAGUCUUUGGAGUCGAGCAAUCCAUGGGAGCAACAGGUCUCUGCAAUUUUAAAGGGUCUGGGGGACGAUGUUUCAGAAGGAGAUAUUAUAUUUAUUCUCAAUAGGAUGGUGGAUCGCAACACUGCAUCCUUUGUUCUUAGAUACUUUCAGAACAUGAUUAAUUUCACUAGAGAUAAAGAGGUGAUUCUUUACAAUGUGGUCAUGAAUUUGUUUAGGAAGUCUAGGGAUUUUCAAGGAGCAGAGAAGUUGUUUGAUGAAAUGCUUCAAAGAGGAGUAAAACCUGACAACAUUACAUUUUCAACUUUGGUUAACUGUGCUAGCGUGUCUGGUUUGCCUAAUAAGGCUGUGGUGUUAUUUGAAAAGAUGUCUCACUUUGGGUGUGAACCUGAUGGUGUCACAUGCUCAGCCAUGGUAUAUGCUUAUGCACGUACUAAUAAUGUUGACAAGGCUGUGAACCUAUAUGAUCGUGCAAAAGCUGAGAAAUGGAGCCUUGAUGCAGUAACAUUCUCAACAUUGAUUAAGAUGUAUAGCAUGGCAGGAAAGUAUGAUAAAUGCUUAGAAGUCUACCAAGAAAUGAAGGUUGUUGGUGUGAAGCCUAAUGUGGUGACAUAUAACACUCUGUUGGGUGCCUUGUUGAGAUCUAAGAAGCACCGACAGGCCAAAGCUAUAUAUAAAGAGAUGAAAAGUAAUGGAGUUUCACCAGAUUUUAUAACAUAUGCAUCACUUUUGGAAGUUUAUACUAGAGCACAAUGUAGUGAAGAGGCUCUUGGUGUUUAUAAGGAAAUGAAGGGGAAUGGAAUGGAUAUAACUGCAGAUCUUUAUAACAAGCUUUUAGCUAUGUGUGCUGAUGUUGGCUACACAGAUAGAGCAUCUGAAAUUUUUUAUGAAAUGAAAAGUUCUGGGACUUGCCAGCCUGACAGUUGGACAUUUUCAUCCAUGAUUACCAUGUAUUCCCGCAGUGGUAAAGUUUCAGAGGCAGAAGGGAUGUUGAAUGAAAUGAUCCAAUCUGGAUUUCAACCUACUAUUUUUGUUAUGACAUCACUCAUCUGCUGCUAUGGAAAAGCAAAGCGAACUGAUGAUGUUGUGAAGAUAUUUAAACAGCUCCUGGAUUUGGGCAUUGUUCCAAAUGAUCACUUCUGCUGUUCUCUUCUAAAUGUUCUGACUCAAACACCAAAAGAAGAGCUUGGUAAGCUAACAGAUUGCAUUGAGAAGGCUAAUACAAAGCUUGGGACUGUGGUAAGAUAUUUGAUGGAAGAGCUGGAGGGUGAUGAAGCCUUUAGAAAGGAAGCAUUAGAACUUUUAAAUUCAAUUGAUGCUGAAGUAAAGAAGCCUUUAUGCAAUUGUCUAAUUGAUCUUUGUGUCAAGCUGAAUGUGCCUGAAAGAGCACGUGACCUUCUGGAUUUAGGACUCAUGCUUGAGAUAUAUACAAAUAUCCAGUUCAAAUCCCAAACUCAGUGGUCUUUGCAUCUGAAAGAACUCUCAGUUGGAGCUGCCAUGACUGCAUUACAUGUUUGGAUUAAUGACUUGUCUAAGGCAUUGGAAUCAGGGGAGGACCUUCCUCCACUACUUGGAAUUAAUACUGGGCAAGGAAAACACAAGUAUUCAGACAAAGGCUUGGCUAGUGUAUUUGAAUCACAUUUGAAGGAACUCAAUGCUCCAUUUCAUGAGUCUAAGGCUGGCUGGUUUUUGGUUACAAAGGCUGCAGCCAAAUCAUGGCUGGAGUCUAGGGAUUCAACCGAAUCAAUUGCUGGUUUGAACUCUCUGGUUUUAGGUGUUCCAACAAUGGUCCUUUAGUAUUGAUAGUGUUGUUUUAGGAACAUGUGCCAUGUUAAUCUUUUUGGCAUAUUCCUAUUCCUUUUGCGGAAAUUUUGUACUGUAUAUUUAUGUAUGAAACUUCGCGUGAAUACAAGUAGGAAAACAUGAUUUUAAUACUAUUUUCUAAUAUUAAUUUAAUCUUGAUCUUAA